AUGUGUUCUCAUUCCCACAAGACCCUUUCGAGGUUCCUCACCAACUUCACCUCCUUCCCCUUGAACCCCCAACAUCUCCAACUCGCUCAUAACAUAACCCAAAACCUUCUCAACUCCACCCAUUUCAAACCCCACUCUGCGAUCCCCUGCAUCGCGCCUCACGUCACUUACCAUGUUCUCUCCGACCCCUCUCUCUCUCCUCGCUCCUGCUUAUCCUUCUUCCACUUCCUUAAAACACAAAACCCCAAAAAACCAGACCUUAAGGCCCACCUGAUCCUCCUCUAUAGACUCUUUUCAGCCCAAAAAUUUGCAUCAAUGAGAACCCUUUUGAAUUCCCUUGUCACUAACGUGGAAAUCAAACACCCUGUUGCGGGUCUUGUUUCUUUAGUUGAUGAAUGUGAAUGGGAAAGUAAAAGUGAAAUUGAGUCCAAUUUUGUUGAGAAACUGUGUGACAUGUUGUUCAGGGUGUGUGCUGAUAACAAGAUGUUUAGAGAGGCUAUUGGGGUGUUUGAAUAUGUAAUGGCAAAGGGUUUGGUGAUAGAUGGUAGGUCUUGCUUUGUGCUUUUGCUUGCCUUGAAGAGAUGUAAUGAUGUGGAGUUCUGUGUGAGGUUCUUUCGUCAGAUGGUGGAGUCUGGCCGCGUUAAUAUCGGGGUUCAGUCUUUGACUCUUGUGGUUGAUGUGCUGUCUAGGAGAGGGCAGGUCGAGAGGGCUAAGAAGUUGAUGGAGGAGAUGGCUGAGAAAGGCAUUGUGAGGCCGACGGUUUUUACUUAUAAUACAUUGUUGAAUGCUUGUGUCGUGAGGAAGGAUCGAAGGGGGGUGGAUGAGAUUCUGGGGUUGAUGGAGAGCGAGGGAGUGCAGCCUUGUUUGACGACGUAUACUAUUUUGAUUGAGGGAUAUGGGAAUUCUGGGAGAAUUGGGGAGGCUGAGAAGGUGUUUGAGGAAAUGCGUGAUAGGAAUGUGGAGAUGGAUGUCUAUGUCUACACGUCAAUGAUAAGUUGGAACUGUAGGGCGCGAAAUAUUAAAAGGGCCUUGGCUUUGUUUGAUGAGAUGAUUUGGAAAGGCAUUGCUCCAAAUACUCAUACUUUCGGUGCGAUGAUUAGCGGUGUUUGCAAGGUGGGGCAAAUGGAGGCUGCAGAAAUCUUAUUGGAUGAGAUGCAGAUUAAGGGGAUUGAUCUAAAUGUGGUGAUAUUUAACACGAUGAUGGAUGGGUAUUGUAAAAGAGGGAUGAUGGAUGAAGCUUUCAGACUUCAAGUUAUCAUGGAAAGAAAAGGGUUUGAAGCAGAUGUGUUUACAUACAGCACACUUGCUAGUGGGCUAUGUAAAUUGCAUAAGUAUGAAGAAGCCAAGAGAACACUAAAUUUGAUGGUGGAGAAAGGAGUGGCUCCGAACGUUGUGACUUGCGCUACUUUUAUUGAGAUAUAUUGUAAGGAAGGAAACUUUGCAGAAGCUGAGAGGUUCUUAGGGAAUAUGGAUAAAAAGGGUGUGGUGCCUAAUAUUGUUGCAUAUAAUACUCUAAUAGAUGCAUAUAGCAGGAAAGAAAAAGUAAAGCAAGCUCAUGUGUUAAAAUCUAAAAUGAUAGAGAAGGAGAUAAUGCCAGAUGUAUUUACAUACACAUCACUGAUACAUGGGGAAUGUAUAGUUGGCAAGGUAGAUGAGGCUCUGAAGCUUUUCAAUGAAAUGUUGGUAAAGGGCAUAAGAGGAAGCGUGAAGACAUAUACAGCAAUUAUUUGUGGUUUAUCCAAGGAGGGGAGAGCAGAUGAAGCUUUUAAGUUGUAUGACGAGAUGUUGAGAAUGGGUCUAACACCUGAUGAUAGAGUUUUUGCUGCACUUGUUGGCAGCCUUCAUAAACCCGGUUCUCAUGUUGCUGUCAAACAAAAUGAGUAUGGUGAACCAAAAAUAGACACGCCUGACACCUCCAGCUGGCCAAACAAUGGUUUGUCAAUUUCACAAGGGAAGGUGGCUCAUACAUGA
This is a messenger RNA of Sphenostylis stenocarpa, 1971 nucleotides long. The record is from the annotation of a GenBank genome assembly. NCBI's taxonomy places the organism in Eukaryota, Viridiplantae, Streptophyta, Magnoliopsida, Fabales, Fabaceae.